This is a messenger RNA of Polyodon spathula (Mississippi paddlefish), 3057 nucleotides long. RefSeq names its product serine/threonine-protein kinase pim-3-like. Gene Ontology annotation, biological process: regulation of mitotic cell cycle; negative regulation of apoptotic process; protein autophosphorylation. The transcript has 6 exons. Lineage: Eukaryota; Metazoa; Chordata; Actinopteri; Acipenseriformes; Polyodontidae. The coding region runs from base 440 to 1345 and encodes 301 amino acids. Gene Ontology annotation, cellular component: cytoplasm. Gene Ontology annotation, molecular function: protein serine/threonine kinase activity; ATP binding. The record is from RefSeq and is a predicted model, not a curated record.
ACAACACGGUCUUUGAGUUAGUGCAAAUAGCAUCACUCAGGUGUCUCGCUUUCUCUCUCUCUUUCUCAGGGUUUUUUUUUGGCUCACGAUCAGUGCAAUGGGCCGGUCAAGUGUUUUACUAGCGAAGCAGAGUGGAUCAAGUCGGGGGUGUAUCUGAAAAGGGGCAGGCACUACUUAGUGAACAAAUAAAUAGCGGGGUAGUGCCUUUACGACCCGGCGGCGCGGACAGACAAUAUACACAAUAUCGACGCUUCCUCUGCAAGUGCUCUGUCUCUCAGCUCCUGCGAUUCAAAGUGGAAGUUUACCGAGCCGCUGCCGCACCUCGGCAUACGCACUGAAACCUUUCGACUGCUGGGCUGGGCAGCAACGUGAGCAGCAGAACUGAGCAGAGAUCUCGUGUGGCUCGGUAUCUUCAACACAUCCCAUAUUAACAACCGCAAUGUCAUCUGUGCAAGCCAUCCACCACCAGAACUCUCACAACUACUUCCCGAAGGAAGAGCCUGUCAAGGAGCCCCUUGAGAAGGUGUACCAGGUGGGGCCAGUGGUUGGCAGAGGGGGGUUCGGGACGGUCUACGCAGGGGUCCGCAUCAGCGACGGGCUGCCGGUGGCGAUCAAGUACGUGACCAGGGACCGGCUUGGAGAGCUAUGCACCGUGGAGGGCCGGCUGGUACCCCUGGAGAUCAUGCUCCUGCGGAAGGUGUCGGUGGGGGGGGGUUCGCGGGGGGUGGUCCGGAUGCUGGAGUGGCGUGAGUGUCCCGACGGGUUCCUGAUGGUUCUGGAGAGGCCCGAGUCUUGCCAGGACCUGUUUGACUUCAUCUCGGAGCGCGGGACGCUGCCUGAGGACACGGCCCGGACCUUCUUCAGCCAGCUGAGCCGCGCGGUGCAGCACUGCCACGCCCGCGGCGUCCUGCACAGAGACAUCAAGGACGAGAACGUGCUGGUGGACCUGCAGAGCGGCUCCCUGCAGCUACUGGACUUCGGGUCGGGGGCCCUGCUCCGAGAUGGGCUCUACCACGACUUCGAUGGCACUCGGGUGUACAGCCCCCCCGAGUGGAUCCGUUCGGGUCAGUACCACGGCAAGCCGGCUGCGGUGUGGUCUCUGGGGAUCCUGCUGUACGACAUGGUGUGUGGAGACAUCCCCUUCGAGCAUGACGAUGAGAUCACGCUGGGGCAGAUCCACUACCGCCAGCGCCAGCCCUCUGCAGCGUGCUGUCGCCUGAUCGAGUGGUGCCUAUCACAGGACCCCAAAGACAGACCCACACUGGAGCAAAUCCUUGCACACGAGUGGCUCCACCCUGAAACCUCAGUCAGCCAAUCGGACAGCAAGCUGGGGUCGGGGGCGUAGACAGGAGGAUGGGCAGGGCUCUUUGCUGUGGCCAAUGAGGCAGAAGCAUAUCUCACUACUGCGAGGGAGACCAACGAAAGAACAGAGAACAAGGGAAUGAAAGAGAGGGGGAGGUGCCUUGCAAGACGAGAGCUCCAUCAGGUGGAGAGAUGAUCGAGAGCGAGGGAGGUGUGCGGGUUUGGAUUUCAGGAUCGAUGGGAACCUCAUGCUUGUUCAGGAUUUUCUUUGGGAUGGUCAGAGGGACCUGGGAUGGACUCAGAUUUUCCCAGCAUUUUUUUUUUUUUUUCUUUUUUGGGUGAAUUCCUUGAAAAUAUGAAGAUGUUUUCCUGUGUUGGGAAGCUGGCUGGUCUGUGUGAGGAGGCUGCUAGAAUGCAGCUAGCAGGGAGGAGAGACUGAAGCAUGUCCAGGGGUACGCGAAGACAGAGGACUCCUGAUGCAUCGCUGUUUGAGCCGUUCCAGGUUUUCCUGAGAGCCUGGUGGGCGUGCCUGGGCCCUAUAAAAUGUGUAUCGUGAGCAAGCCUUGUUUCUGAAGCAGAUUCUCACUAUUGAGGGAGGUUUAUUUAUUUAUUUGUACAUUUUAAGUGGUUGAUGCGCUCCGGCCAGAUUCCUCCGUGCUGUAAAAUGCUCUAAAACCAGUCUGUCUUUUAUCAGAGUCUAGGAUGAUCGAAUCAACUAGUAAGGCUGACCCAGCUGACAGUUCCACUCGUUUCUUCGGUUUCUUUAGUGUUUCCAGCGGUUGCGUAUUAAAUAGUUCUGGAUGAUUUUCGCUUCCUUCAGUGGAGCCCCCAGCAGUAUAAAAGGAACUGAUCUUCCUGCUGACCCGAUUGGAAGCGCUUGGGUCUGGCGCUGUUCUGCUGGAGUUUCGAACCCGACCCAGGCAGGACUGUAUCCAGAGCUGGCCGGUCCUGACCCACAGAUUUGUGCGAGUGUGCUGGGACGCCGCGGAGAGACUGAAUACAGAGUUUCGUUGUAUUGCACGGGUUUGCUUCCUUGUUUGUUUGUUUUCUGAAGUGGAAACGUUCCGCAUUGCUGGUUACUUGAUUAGCUCUAGGAUUGAACUGAGAGUGUGCCGACUCAUUUUUAUUUUGUUCUUAUUGAUAAUAUUAUUAGCAGUUUUCUCCGUGCAGUCUUCCCAUUAAGAGCAGUGGGAGAUAGCCGGUGCCACACUGUGAUCAUGCCGGUGUACUGGGAGGGGCUAUUUCUGGUACACUGGAACACGGUACCUUAUAUUCAGUUUUGCAAAAGUCAAGUAAACCCACGUCGGGAGAGAGACGCACCUGACUGAAGUCAACCUCAACCUCAAAUGUUUGUUUUGCUGUUACAUUGGAUAAGGGGGGGCUACAGUUGUAGCUGCCUCUUUCAUUCCAGUACUGUACCAAGAGACAGUUCUCCCAAAUGACCUGCUUCAUUCUGGGGAAACCAUUAUUUUGAAAUCUCUGUUCCAGGAGGGAUAUUUCUGUAACCCUCCUUCAGUGGAACUGAUUUACUGUAAGUUUCUAGAAGGGGGAAACCUUUCAUGUAAUACCUCCACCCACCACCUCUGUUCUCUGUUUCCUGUUGGCACUGCGUUGUGUUUGCAGUGACCCUGUGAUCGAAAGUGUUAGUGUAUUUAAAAGGGAAAAAUGAAAAUGUUACUGAAACGAAUUUCUGAAAGAAAGCAGCUUCAGCAUAUUUUAUUAAUUGUUACCUGUUCUGUUUAACCUGUUUUUUUA